CGGGGCGGGGCGAAGGGAGGAGGAGCAGCACCACCAGCAGCAGAAGAAGCACCAGCAGCCGGGGCAGUAGGAAGAGCAGUAGCCGCACUCCGUGGCAUUUCAUGGCUUCGAAUCCCGCAGUGUCGGGCUCCUUGCUGGCAUCCGUGGCCUUCCGCGCGGUGCGCAGCGUGCUGCAGGCCCGCUACCGGGAUGUGCUAGGACUGGCCGAGUUCGUGCAGCGUCUCGGGGACGAGGCGCAGGCUGAAGGGGGCUCCGGUGCCGACGUGCAGCUACUGCGUGGAGGAGAGCCUGAAGUCUUCCAGGUCUUUGUGUCCCAGUGUGUGGUGUGUGUGCCCUGGGAUGCCCGGCCUCCCCCCAGGCCUCUCACCUUCCAACAGCUGUCUUCUCAGAAGGAGGUGGUUGCUAGAAUUGUCCAGAGGAUUUGUGAAAAGAAGAAAAAGAACAUUUUGGCUUUUGGUUAUACCCUGUUAGAAGAAAAAAGAAUGUCAUUGCCAGUUAUGUUCACAACAAAUGUCUACAACUAUCACCCUAACACAAUAACAGAAACCAUCAGCGUCAGUGCCUUGUGGGAGAUGCUUCUGAGUAGGAUAGGAGAUGAUGUGAUGAUGUAUAUGUUAGAACAUUGUUCUCUAUUCAUGAUGGUACCCCCAAGCUGCUGUUACCAAAUUUCUGGGCUACCUAUCUAUGAUCUCUAUUUAAAGGAUUCUACUCCUCCAUCUGGGUUCGUGCAGAGAACAUACUCAAAGCAGGGAGCAAAUGCUUCACUUGACAAUGUCAGAAAGAUUUCCCUCCUCUCAAAAUCCUUGGCCAAGUCAAAUUUGAGGAAAGAGAUGCUUGGAUCCAAAGAAAAGGCUAUAAAAGUUGUGCAACAAAACCAGAAUAGUACAGAGGAUCCAGGAGAUAAAUCUCUUCGAGGCAGACCUGAAGAGUCCUGUGACCAAGGAGAACAAGUUAGAACCCACUCAGUACAUUCCACAAUGGCUCUGUUGUCAAAAAGGCAAAGGGAGGAUGAAGAGAAAAGUGAGAUUUCAGCAAAGCGCUCAAAGACAGAGGAGCUUCUUCAGGAAAAAAGAAAAGAGCUGAUCUUGGGACAGGAACUCCAUGAAAAUAAUGAGUCUAAUUUAGACAAUGUUGAGAGCUUAACCCAAAGAUCAAUGGAAAUCUGCUCUUCAAGACCUCUCUUCAAUGAGAAAUCUAUUCAUAAAGAAGAUGGUGGUGGGGAGGGAUGUUUCAUUAAGACUAAGGGCAGCCUGUCCCUUUUGGAACAUAAGGAUGGGGAUUUAUCACGUCACAAUUCUUCAGUUAUCAGAUCCACUCUCAAAGGUAAAGCAAAAGCCAGAUCUUCAGAAGGAUGUUUGAAUAGAGGGGCCAAAGAAGCUGAUGCUACUUUCUCACAUCCACUGUGUCCUGGAAAUGAACCCCCAAAGGGAUUGAAGAGUACCUCAAGUUCCAUUAUAUACAUUAACAGAAAACGUUUCUUAUAUUCUGCUUGGAACUUCAGAGAAUGUUUGCCUACAUCAUUUCUGCUGAACCGUUUACAUGAUUCACUAUCUGGGGGUCAAAAGCUGGUUGAAACCAUCUUCUUAACCAGUCAUCUCUUUGGGCAGAAAGGUGACCCACAGCAUCAAAGGACCCCCUGGAAAAAGAGGCGUCUCCCAAAACGUUAUUGGCAGAUGCGACCCCUAUUUAAAGAAUUGAUUCAGAACCACCGAAAGUGUCCUUAUUUCAUACUUCUAAAGAAGAACUGUCCUCUAAGGUUUUCAGCAGCCAAGGCAGAUCCUUCCAGCCAACUGACAAAGCCUCAGGCCAUGGCUUCCAGCCAUUUAACCAAAGCUGAGGGAAUUCAGGGUGAAACUCAAGACCAAGGGCAUCAGGGGGAACACACGUCCAGGGCGAGUAACAGCAUGGAGGAGGAGCCCAGUAGCUCACUUAAAGACCAGAUAUCUAGUAAAGAAUCAAGCCUUUCCGAUGCAGUUUCUAAAAAAGCACUGCCAGCAUCACAUGAAGUUGGGAAGACAGACAAGGGUGGUGGCGACAUCUUACAGCUUCUCAGGUGGCACAGCAGCCCCUGGCAGGUGUAUGUGUUUCUGAGGGAGUGUCUUCAUCGUCUGGUGCCUGCUGAACUCUGGGGAUCAACUCACAAUAAAUGUCGUUUCUUUAAGAAUGUGAGGAAAUUCCUCACUCUGGGAAAACAUGACAAGUUUUCUCUUCGGGAGCUGAUGUGGAAAAUGCGAGUGAAGGACUGUGCUUGGCUUGCUCUGGUCAGAGGGAAUCACUUUAUUCCGGCCUCAGAACACCGUUUGCGGGAAGAGAUCUUGGCCAAAUUUGUAUACUGGUUGAUGAACACAUAUGUAGUUGAGUUGCUCAGGUCCUUUUUUUAUAUCACCGAGACCAUGUUCCAGAAAAAUAGGCUCUUCUUCUACCGGAAGUGUGUCUGGAGCAAGCUGCAAAAUAUUGGAAUCAGAAAACACUUUGAGAAAGUGCAUCUUAAAUUAUUGUCGGAAGAGGAGAUUAAACAGAAUCCAGAAGCAAGAUUUAUCUGUCUGGCGUCUAGACUCCGCUUUGUCCCCAAACCCACUGGGCUUCGGCCAAUCGUGAAUGUGGACAGCAUCAUUGGAGCCAGGGUGUCCAAUAAGGGAACCAAAGAUAAGAAGAUAAGGUGUUUCAAUGGCCAGCUUAAAAACCUGUUCAGUGUUCUGAAUUAUGAGCGGACUCUACACCCUGAAGUGUUGGGGUCUUCCUUGUUUGGGAUUGAUGGCAUUUAUAAAGAAUGGCGGCAGUUUGUGCUCAGAGUGAAGCCAUCUAAGGACAAAAUUUCCAACUUUUAUUUUGUAAAGGCUGAUGUGACAGGGGCUUAUGAUACUAUCCCCCAUGAGAAGCUCAUUGAAGUGAUCUCCAGCAUCAUCAAGCCCAAGGAGAAGAAAGUCUACUGCAUCCGACGUUACGCCGUGGUCCAGAAGAAUGCUCACGGAAACAUCCAGAAGUCCUUUAAAAGACACGUUUCCACUUACAAGGACGCCUUGCCCUACAUGAGCCAGUUUGUGUCACAUUUGCAAGAGACCACCUCCCUGCAGAAUGCUAUAAUUGUCGAACAGAGCUCUUCCUUAAAUGAGACCAGUAUCAACCUCUUCGCCUUCUUUUUGCAUUUGAUUCGGAAUAACAUCUUGAAAAUCAAAAACAAGUACUACGUCCAGUGCCAGGGGAUUCCGCAAGGCUCUAUUUUGUCCACUCUGCUUUGCAGUUUGUGCUACGGAAACAUGGAGAACAAAUUAUUAUCUGGAAUUCAGCAGGAUGGAUUGUUGAUCCGACUGAUUGAUGACUUUUUGCUUGUGACACCCCAUUUAACACAAGCCAAAGUCUUUCUAAGGACUCUGGCAAAAGGUAUUCCUGAGUAUGGCUGUUUAAUAAACCCUAAGAAGACAGUGGUGAAUUUUCCUGUGGAAGAGGAUAUUCUAAGUGAUUCUGACUUUACCCAGUUACCAGCCCACUGCCUUUUCCCAUGGUGUGGUUUAUUACUCGAUACAAGGACCCUAAACGUGUUUUGUGACUAUUCCAACUAUUCCCGAACUUCCAUUAGAACCAGCCUUUCCUUUGAUCACAGCAUCAAAGCAGGGAGGAACAUGCGGAACAAGCUGAUUGCAGUGCUUAGGAUGAAGUGUCAUGGUUUAUUUCUGGAUUUACAGGUGAAUAGUCUUCAAACUAUCUACAUAAAUGUUUACAAGAUAUUUUUGCUACAGGCUUACAGAUUUCAUGCAUGUGCCCUCAAGCUGCCAUUUAAUCAGCAAGUCAGAAAAAACCCAGGUUUUUUCCUCUCCAUCAUUUCGGAUAUUGCCUCUUGCUGCUAUUCCAUUCUGAAAGCCAAGAAUCCAGGAGUUAUUCUUGGCGCCAGAGGAGGCUCGGGCCCAUUUCCUUUUGAAGCAGCACGCUGGCUAUGCUAUCAUGCUUUCCUGAUUAAGCUGGUGAACCACAGAAUAGUCUACAAGUGUCUUCUGGGAACUCUCAAAAUGAGCAAACUGCAGUUAUUCCGCAAGAUUCCAAAGGCUACAAUGCAAAUGCUAAGAGUGGCAUCGGAUCCAUCACUCUCUCAAGACUUCAAAAUGAUCUUAGAUUAGCUAAUUGAGUCAUUUCUCUGGUGUUGAAUUGAGAUGAAUAACAGGUGCUAUUUUAGAGUGCCUCAGGGAAAACUAACACUUUUUUUUCAUUAAGAGUGAGAAAAGGCCCAUAUUUUCUUGCUUUUGCUUUUUUGCUGACUCUACAGGGUCUGGAUCAUGGGCUUAUUUUCCAGUUAAUAUAUCUUAGAAAUUGUGGUGCUUUUGCCAUCUUCAACACCUUUUCUACUGAUGAUGCCUCAUUCUGUUUGGGAAUAUUCCCAGCUGUUGUGUUGAUUUGAAAACAAAUUACAUAUAAAAUGUUACAGCUUAAAGAGACCUUAGAGGUCCUCCAUACUCCCCCACCUCUUCAACAUACUGGUGAGGAAAUUGAAUAUUCAUUUUUUCAGUAUUUCAGAUGGAAAACUGUGUCCAUUGAAAUGGAUUAUUAGAUUGUAAGCUCCUUGAGAGUAGGAAUUGAAUUGUUCUUUGUGUUUAUAUUUCUGCACCUGGCAAAAUAGUUUUCUCACAGAAGGUAUUUAAUAAAUACUUGCUGGUUAAUUAA
Monodelphis domestica (gray short-tailed opossum) is the source of this 4653-nucleotide messenger RNA. RefSeq names its product telomerase reverse transcriptase (gene TERT). Lineage: Eukaryota; Metazoa; Chordata; Mammalia; Didelphimorphia; Didelphidae. Gene Ontology annotation, cellular component: telomerase catalytic core complex. Gene Ontology annotation, biological process: telomere maintenance via telomerase. The record is from RefSeq and is a predicted model, not a curated record. Gene Ontology annotation, molecular function: telomeric repeat DNA binding; telomerase activity; telomerase RNA binding.